AUGUUUAAAAUGGGCAGAGAUUCUCAUCAGUCACCAUUUUUAUCCACUCCGAAAAACGAGUUCCUUAAAAACUCAAUUAAAAGAAACUUCAUGCAAAAACUUUUGCAACAACAAUUCCAUGCUAUUACUCAUAAUCGUAUGAUAGGGAUAAGAGAAACAUGGAAAAAAGCCUUGAGUGUGUGUUCGACUGAAGAAUAUAAACGAUUUAUCACAGAUUUUUAUUCUUAUCAGUAA
Molecule: messenger RNA, 234 nt
Organism: Clunio marinus
Lineage: Eukaryota; Metazoa; Arthropoda; Insecta; Diptera; Chironomidae
Source: the annotation of a GenBank genome assembly